GCGAAACAAACAGGAUGGCCGUGACCGAUAGCGGCGCAGCAGCACGGUAGUCAAGGGAGCGAACAAAACUCGUGUGCUUCUGCAAUGCACUUGAUUUCGAAUUCGUUAUCUAAAUUCGGAGCUUGAGCCCUCUAGGGCAUUAGGUGUAGUGCACUGUUAUCGCUGCUUAGUCGUAGUACGAGGCACAGCACUUUGCGACUCAGCACCGUAUCCACUGCACGUUGGCACUUUUGUGAAAGAGUAACACUGUACGAAGCAGUCAAUGACGGUUCUUUUUCAAGAAUCGGAAUUACCGUCGAAACAACGCUGAUUCAACGCACAACAGAUCAAGAAGUCCACGGAGGGAAGGCUGCCUCAGCAAAACUGCUUCACGGUUGUGUCUCAUGCUGCACUCUAUUCAGCCUAGGCUUCAGUCAGCGCUUGAGAGCCACCGCUUGAGAGCCACCGCUUGCGUUUGCUGUCGCACCAUGCAGACUGGUGGCGAAAAAUUCGCAACACCAUGGCGUCACAAUCCUGAGUGAUCAGUGGAUGAACCACACAACCGAGAAUUUGCGACAAUAAGAUAUUCUACAAUUUGCCAGUCGAGAUAUCGCCAUGGCCGGGGGCUCACGGGUUCGACGCUGGAACGGCUGUGCGCACGUACCUCAACAUGGUCCGGACAGUGUGCACAGCUGGCUCGUCGCCGGUGCCUGCGCCCUGGCAUGCUUCUUCGCAAUGGCUGGGAGGCGUUCGGCGGGAUUCCUCUUUGUGGCCAUCCUGGACACCUUUCAAGUAAACAGGAGCGACGGAUCGUGGCCCAUCAUGCUCAUGGGAGGGCUCGUCUACUUGGCAGGACUCAUCACAGGACCACUGGCACACAGGUUCAAUGCACGGCCCGUCAUCAUUGCAGGAGCGGUGAUUUCAGGCAUUGGUGCUAUGCUGAGUUUUUUUCCCAACAGCAUCGCCACGAUGACAGUGACACUCGGAGUGAUACAUGCCAUCGGUGCCGGUAUGGUGUUCGUCGUCUCACCGACCAUAAUAAGUGAGCACUUCGUCAAGCACAAAGGCCUCGCAAUGGGCAUCAACUUCACCGGGGUCACGAUGGGCACGUUUGUCUUUCCCAAGCUUCUGGAGUACCUCACCAAGACGUACGGCUUGCGCGGUGCAUUGCUUAUCUUCGGUGCCAUUGUGAUGAACGGACUCGCAUUCAGCCUGUUCCCGCGAACACCGAAGUGGCGAAGCGCACCUGCCGGUGCGCCGGCUUCGCAGGCCGCUUCAAAAGGCGACAGCAAGCAGGGGACGUUGCGGCACGGGCUCACCGUGUUCAAGCAUCCAAUCUUUUAUCUCGUCAUGUACAGCUUCAUUGUUCACAGCUUCGGGUUCGAGUGCUACAUAUCGUUGUUCGUGGACUUCGCCGUGGAUCGAGGCGUGGCCGUUUCCAGCGCGGUUACCAUGGUGUCGAUGGGAGCCAUAGCCGAAGCCCUCGGCAGGCUCACACUGCCGGCAGCCGUCGACCGUGGCUGGCUGACCAACAAGCAGCUGAUCGUGCUCAUAUUCGCCGUCCAGGGUGCUAUGUUCAUACUGCUUCCAUUCCUCUACGUCCACGGGCUCCUCUUCGCCGUGGCUGCCAUCAUCGCCUACACAAUAGGCACUGGCCUAGUGCUGUUUCCUGUCAUCCUCGCUAUUUAUCUUGGCCUGGAAAGAAUGUCCAUGGCAUACGGGAUGGUCAUCGCAUCGGCUGGCCUGCUGUCAUUCAUAAAGCCCUCGGUUAUAGGACACUUCCGAGACCACGUCGGAGCCUACGAUGCCCUCUUCGUCAUCUGCGGAUCACUCAUCGCGUUUGCAGCUAUAAUGUGGGUUCUUGUGUUCACGUGGGAGGCAAGAGCGAGGAAAAGAGAAAUUGCUGGCAAACGCAGUUCUGCGGGAGAUGCCGAGGCCGCCACAAAAAUGUAGCAAUUAGAAGACGACCCUAGUUAAUUGGGGGUCGUCUACUCCAGCACCACGUUUCAUUGUAGUUGGACAAUGACAGACGCGGGCUACUCAAUGCAAGAAUCGGCUAGCUCAAGAGAUAAAAGCUUACCCCCUGUUUCUGUGCAUGUUUAGCAAGAGAAAAAGUGUUACCAUAGCUUUCCUCAAUUUACACGAGAGAAAGGUAGCAUCGAGAGGACAUCUCUUACGCAUACAUUUUAACAUCGUAUGUCAUCGUCAUCUUCAUCACAUUACACAAGACAACAAGGAGAGAUAUACUCCUUCAGGAUUGUUUGAAGUACAAACUAUCGCAACCAUUGCGCUCUGACGCGCACAUAGCGCUAUCGUAUUUACUUUUGUUUUUUCGCUCUUCUUUUCCUGUCCUCCUACUGCUGGGGUUCUUAUGAAAUGAAGUGCACUUCUGUAUUCUAUCCCCUUCCCUUAUACAGAGUAGCAUGUCAGCUUCUUUGUGUACGCUUGCAGAAUGUCUGUUUUGCAUUGAAAAGCUUUUUCUCUAUAUCUCUUUCCAAGCUUUUACAGAUUUUAUCACAGAGUUCAUCGAGGGGUGGCACUCGUACGCAAUUUUAACGCUUAUCUUUUGUAUAUAGACUAUUCUCUUUUUUAACGAACACACCAUGUUUUUUUAUACAUGACUGUUUUUUUUGUGCCUUGGCAAAAAAAAAGGGGGGGGAUUCGAUAUAUCAAUCUAGAAGACUGUCCAGCUUUUGGGAAUGACUACUUACGUACUAGUUCUCUGCGUUUGUGCUGACUUGACUUUUUCCUGGUGUCCAUGUUUGCGAGCCCAGUAUUUCAUAUAGCUGUGAGCCCUCGACCUUGGAGCAUCGACCUGGACGUUUGCAUACGUAUGGCAGAAGCGUAUCCUGUGGGCUAUGUUCAGAAACGCCGGUUGAAUAAAGUUACUGCACCAAGACUUGCAACAA
Messenger RNA from Rhipicephalus microplus (southern cattle tick), 2888 nucleotides. Its product is annotated as monocarboxylate transporter 12. Gene Ontology annotation, molecular function: monocarboxylic acid transmembrane transporter activity. Lineage: Eukaryota; Metazoa; Arthropoda; Arachnida; Ixodida; Ixodidae. The record is from RefSeq and is a predicted model, not a curated record. Gene Ontology annotation, biological process: transmembrane transport.